Molecule: messenger RNA, 1441 nt
Organism: Aspergillus ibericus CBS 121593
Lineage: Eukaryota; Fungi; Ascomycota; Eurotiomycetes; Eurotiales; Aspergillaceae
Product: 8-oxoguanine glycosylase OGG1
Exons: 3
Coding region: 49-1305 (418 amino acids)
Biological process (GO): base-excision repair; nucleotide-excision repair; base-excision repair, AP site formation
Cellular component (GO): nucleus
Molecular function (GO): damaged DNA binding; 8-oxo-7,8-dihydroguanine DNA N-glycosylase activity
Source: RefSeq, a predicted model, not a curated record
CGCAUAAUUCGCUGCUCAGCGACAGGCUGGACUCAAUUGAUCCAAAUCAUGACCGUAGGCGCCUUUUCAGAAUGGCGCAAGCUGCCCCUGAGCCUCAAUGAACUCUGUAUCAACACUACUUUGCGCUGUGGUCAAUCCUUCCGAUGGCACAACGUCCCCGACACCGACGAAUGGCGCUGCGUCCUCCACGGCCGUCUUCUCUCCCUGAAACAAGAUCCAACCCAUCUCUACUACCGAACCUACCGUGCAUCCAAACCCCUCAAUCGCCCCAAUGACGACGACACCACCACCCUCUCCCUCCUAACCCACUACUUCAAUCUCACCACCAACCUCACCACCCUCUACACGGAAUGGUCAUCGCAAGACCCCAACUUUCGCAAAAAAGCCUCCCAAUUCACCGGCAUCCGCAUCCUGCGCCAAGACGCCUGGGAAGCGCUUGUCUCGUUCAUCUGCAGCAGCAACAACAACAUCGCGCGCAUCUCACAGAUGGUCGAGAAGCUCUGUCUGAACUACGGACCUCACAUCGGCUCCGUGGAUGGUCGUGCAUACCAUGGUUUCCCGCCCCCGGAGGCCCUCACGGCCCAGGACGUGGAAGGGAAGCUACGCGGGUUGGGGUUCGGGUACCGCGCGAAAUACAUUUACCAGACGGCGGUGAUGGUGGCUAAAGAGCGGGAGGAGGGAUGGCUUGAUUCGUUACGGAACCCGGAGUGUCCUGCGUGGGGCGUGGAGGCUGCGCCGGGGGGUGAGAUGAGGCCCGAGGGGAGGGAGGGGUAUCGGGAGGCGCAUGAGAAGUUACUCGCGUUGCAGGGGGUGGGGCCGAAGGUUGCGGAUUGUGUGUGCUUGAUGGGAUUGGGCUGGGGAGAGGCUGUGCCGGUUGAUACGCAUGUGUGGCAAAUCGCGCAAAGAGACUACAAAUUCGGCAAAGGGUCGAAUAAGUCCCUAACAAAGGUUACCUAUGAUGCAGUGGGGAACCAUUUCCGCAAGCUUUGGGGCAAGGAAGCUGGUUGGGCUCAUAGUGUGCUUUUCACGGCUGAUCUGAGAACGUUCUCGGAUCGGCUGGCUGCUACGACGAAGAAGGUGGAGGUGAAGACUGAAGUGAAAAAGGAAGAAGACGGCGAGGAAGACGUCGAGAUCGAGACCGAGGUUACCACCGCAAUGGCAGUACCGACGAAGAGACCAGUUGAUGAAGAUAGCGUCAAGGUGGAAGAAGACGACGAGGUCAAGCCGAACGGAAAACCAAGCACGCUCGUGCAGGCCUCGCAGACGACAACGAGGCGGAUGUCGAAGCGGCUUCGAAACCGAUAAUGUGAUAUACCCUGUAUUUUACUAAUUCUAAUAUAUUAGAAGCGUCACAUUCUUGACUACAGCUCGGUGUGUAUGGAGAUCCCGACCAGCAACAUAUUGCUGCCUACGGAGUACACCUACACAUAUCAGCAUAUCC